AUGAUGUCUCGCUUGCCGCCGGCGCCUGCUCUCUCUGGAGCCAGUCGCGGUCAUUCCAUCCGCGCGGGAACCUACGAGGAUGUUUCUCAACACAUGCCCGGAAACUAUGCUGCUGUUCCUCCUAUAGCUUCCGCGAACCGCCGCCCUUUCGGAACUGAUAGUGCUGACGCCAGCCGCGCACCUGGGGAGAGGUGCGGACCAAUGGCGGGAGGCGGAGGCUUCAAUUCCUCCGCGGACUCCGCGCCGCUGAAGCCGCUUGCGAGUGUGAAGCUGCGGCAGGGGACUAACGAGGACGCGUCGCAGUUAAUGCCGGAAAAUUACCGCGUCGGCAGCGCUAUGAGUGGGGAAUUUAACGCGCACGUGGCGGCUGAAAAUGCGGAGAGGAGUUUGAGGGCACAACCCAAGUUCGGCGGCAGCGCGGUUCGCCUCGACCAGCCGCCAAUAAGCCCCACCGCCGACCGCGCACUUACGCGCUAUGCCAGCGCGGGAGCUGCCUCACUCGGCGCAAUGGGCGCUGCGGCCGCCACAGCCACGGUGUACAAGGGCCGCCUGCUGGGCUGCAACAUGGCCAUCAAGCGCCUGGAGGGCGGUGGGUGGCAGGGUCCCAGCGAGUACAGCAUGGAAGUGGAUGUGCUGAGUCGCAUGCGCCACCCUCACAUCGUUCUCCUCAUGGGCCACUGCCCCGACCCCAAUGCCAUGUGCAUUCUCUACGAGUACCUGCCGGGCGGCAGCCUGCAGGAAUAUUUGGCUGCUAGCGCACUGCUGUACCUCCACCAGCAUUCGCCACCCAUCGCGCACCGAGACUUGAAACCCGACAACGUGUUACUCGAUGGUAACCGCAUGAGCAAGGUGGGAGACGUAGGCCUGGCAAGGCUAAUCGCAGAGGACGAUUACAACGUAACCGCACGCGUGCAAGGCACAGUGGGGUAUAUAGACCCUGAAGAGGUGGCGACAUGUGAAAUCUCGGUGUUAUCUGAUGUGUACGCGUUUGGGCUGAUUGUGCUCCAGCUGCUCAUGGGCGAGCCUCAAGUAAAGCUGAUUCAUCGCCUUCUGACGGAUACAGCAGCAAUGGUAGAUGCAGAGAAGCGUAGAGCGGGGAGAGUGGGAGGGGUGUGCUCAGAGCCAUGGUCUGCUGCUGUGGACGCAGUCUUGACACGGCUGGAUAAGUCCGGUGGGGAGUGGCGUGCUGACAUGGCGCGCCAGCUGGCGGUGAUUGGAGUGCGGUGUGCUGACAGGGCAAGGGCUAGAAGGCCUGAUUUGGAAAAGGAUGUGCAGCCGGUGUUGAUGAGGCUAGAGGAGGAAUUGAGAAGGGAGGAGGACAAGGGCAGGACGGAUGUGGACAACCAGCUGCUGUGCCCCAUCUCUCAG
Closterium sp. Naga37s-1 is the source of this 1368-nucleotide messenger RNA. The record is from the annotation of a GenBank genome assembly. Lineage: Eukaryota; Viridiplantae; Streptophyta; Zygnematophyceae; Desmidiales; Closteriaceae.